Cloeon dipterum is the source of this 1764-nucleotide messenger RNA. Its product is annotated as UDP-glycosyltransferase UGT5-like. The transcript is spliced from 6 exons. Gene Ontology annotation, molecular function: UDP-glycosyltransferase activity. NCBI's taxonomy places the organism in Eukaryota, Metazoa, Arthropoda, Insecta, Ephemeroptera, Baetidae. The coding region runs from base 167 to 1741 and encodes 524 amino acids. The record is from RefSeq and is a predicted model, not a curated record.
GCACGGUGCAGUUCAUCUAUUGACUUCAUGCUGGUAUCUUUGAGAAGUGGAGAGAGAUAAAAUAUAGCUUUUAAAGAAUCAAAUACCUUCCGCUGUCUUCUUUAUUCAUUGCAAAGUGUCGCUUGGCACCUCUUUGAAUCGAUCAAACUCCACUCAUGAGUUAAGGAUGCGCAUUACAACGGUAUUACUUCCAGUCCUGGCAACUAUUAUUGCUCCUGUCCAAAAUGCGCGCAUCUUGGGAGUGUUCCCUUUUCCUGGAAGGAGCCACAUGAUCACCUUUUCGGCCCUAACCGAGGCGUUGGCGGAGCGGGGCCACGAGCUGGUGGUUGUCAGCACCUAUCCUUCCAAAAACCCGCCUGGGAAUUACACAGACAUCAAUACAUACCCUGAUUUGAAGGAAAUGUACAACGAGAUCAUGAACAAUGACCAAAUAUACAAUUUUGAGGACAUCCCGACGUUUCUACUGCCCCAUGUUUUUUACUGGACAGAGGGAACUAGAGCAGUCAAACUGACGUUUAAAAACAAAGACGUGAAAAGAUUACUCAAGGACGAUAGGGGCUUUGACUUGGUCAUUUCAGAGGACUUUGCCUGCGAUGCUGUCUUCGCCUUUAGCUAUUAUCUUAAAGCACCUUUGAUUCUCAUCUCUUCAUUUGGUGGAUUUCACUGGCAAAAUUACGCUUUUGGAAACCCAUACAACCCAUCAUACGCUGUAAAUAAUAUUUUGGAAUAUGGGGCCAAGAAGAACUUUCAGCAGCGCUUGAUGAAUACCUUAUUUACCUGGUACUGGGACAUUGCCAGUGAAAUCUUCUACUACCCAGCGCAGGAACGCUUGAAAGAAGAGUUUUUCGGUCCAGGACUCCCCUCUCUCAAAGAGCUGAGGAAGAGCGCCAGUCUGGGUUUCGUGAACAACCACUUUUCCCUCAGCUACCCGCGGCCUUUGGUGCCUGCCAUUGUUGAGGUCGGAGGGAUGCACGUGAAGGCCCCGAAGGAGAAUUUACCGGAAAAUUUUAAAAAGUGGUUGGAUGAAGCGAAAGACGGUGCUAUUUAUUUUUCGCUUGGAUCGAAUCUAAGGGCAGAAUUGAUGCCUGAGUCGAUGAGAAAAGCGCUUUUGGAUGCUUUCGCGCAGCUUCCUCAACGUGUUCUGUGGAAGUACGAGUCAGAGGAACUCCCUGGAAAGCCUGACAAUGUGAUGAUCAGCCCUUGGGUACCGCAAAUGGAAGUUUUGGCCCAUCCCAACGUGAAAUUAUUCAUAACGCACGGCGGCCUUCUCAGUGGCCAGGAAGCGAUGUACAACGGAUUGCCUGUGGUUGGAAUCCCCGUAUUUGGAGACCAAAAGAUGAAUGUUCAAAGAUCUGUGGAUUUGGGCUAUGGAGUAAUGCUUAGCUUGAAAAAUAUCACAAAGGAAAGCGUGUUAAAGGCUAUCAACAAAGGACUUCACUGUCCAAAAAUCAGAGCUGAAAUAAAGAGAAGGCAGAGAGUGUUUCUAGAUCAGCCAGAAAGUCCACUUGAGAGGGCAGUGUUUUGGACUGAGUAUGUGAUUAGGCAUGAAGGAGCGGCGCACUUAAGGUCGGCCGCUCUCGAUUUAAGUUGGUACCAAUUGGAGCUGCUAGACGUCUAUGGAUUUUUAAUAGCUGUCUUUCUCGCCACUUGCUAUGUUUUUAUUGUGAUUUUGAAAUUCUUUUGUAGAAUGUGCUCAAGAAAGCAAGAGAACAAAACCAAGGAAAAACAGAAAAAGAAUUAAAGCGUAAAAAUGAAUUAAAAUCA